CUUUUUCCAAUUUUGACCAUUUGCAGUUGAGUUCUUCUCUUGCCGCUUGGAUCUCGGGAGAGAGACAUCCCAAGCCCCAGACAGGGCGCGACUGCGGGAGCACGAGACCAGCAUCCUCUCCCAAGCUCGCGCGUUCGUGGCUUCCGACGGAGUGGGGAGCGCGAGGCGGUGGCCGCGGAAGGGGAGCGUCAAGCACCCAUGGAUCAGCGCCAGGUGGUUAGCGAGAAUUAUGCCAAUCCCAUUACAUGCUUCUUCCAUGUGCUUUUCAAGGCGGCGGCACUAGCCUUCUACAUCCUGUUCUCGCUCUUUGUGAAGAGCUUCGUUAUCAUCUUUGUGAUCACCGUGCUCCUUGCGGCGCUCGACUUCUGGGUGGUGAAGAACGUGAGCGGCAGGAUUUUGGUUGGGCUGCGGUGGUGGAAUGAGAUUGACGAUGAGGGAAACAGCAUCUGGAAGUUUGAGUGCCUCGAUGGGGAGUCUCUCGCUAGGAUGAACAAGAAGGAUUCAUGGCUAUUCUGGUGGACUCUUUACUUGACUGCUGCUGCAUGGAUUGUUCUCGGUAUUUUUUCGCUCAUCAGACUUGAGGCUGAUUACCUUCUUGUUGUCGGAGUUUGCUUGAGUUUAAGCAUCGCAAACAUUGUUGGCUUCACCAAGUGCAACAAAGAUGCCAAGAAGAACAUCCAGGCUUUCGCUCAAAAUGCGCUCGCUUCCCGCGUCACAUCAUCGCUGCAAUCAGCAUUUGGGGUCAUCUGAAAUCCCAUAUGGAGUCUACAAUUUGUCAAAACUCAAAAGGGCGACCUUGCAAGGAUGCAACUCCACCGGCGUAGAUAGCACAUUGUACUGUCCUGUUUUCAGACAUUUUUUUUUACUCAUACAACAAAUAGGUCGAUUUUGAUGUGAGUACCAGCAAACAACUUUGGUUACAGCUCUUUGGGUCAUUCGUCCAUGAAGCUUUCAUAUACUUGUCUCCUGUACUGAAGAGCAUUCUCUGCAUCAAUCUUUACUUCUUUUGCAAUGGAUACGAAAAUUAUUACUGUAGUGAGCAUUCUAUUUGUC
This is a messenger RNA of Setaria italica (foxtail millet), 1053 nucleotides long. RefSeq names its product Golgi apparatus membrane protein-like protein ECHIDNA. Bases 199 to 750 code for a protein of 183 amino acids. The record is from RefSeq and is a predicted model, not a curated record. NCBI's taxonomy places the organism in Eukaryota, Viridiplantae, Streptophyta, Magnoliopsida, Poales, Poaceae. Gene Ontology annotation, biological process: protein secretion; vesicle-mediated transport. Gene Ontology annotation, cellular component: Golgi membrane. The transcript is spliced from 6 exons.